This is a messenger RNA of Zootoca vivipara (common lizard), 2661 nucleotides long. Its product is annotated as zinc finger protein RFP. Gene Ontology annotation, molecular function: zinc ion binding; protein binding. The record is from RefSeq and is a predicted model, not a curated record. NCBI's taxonomy places the organism in Eukaryota, Metazoa, Chordata, Lepidosauria, Squamata, Lacertidae.
AGCAAAGAGAGGGCACCGGGUUGGCAAUGCUGAAAGCGUCUGUUUCAGUCUUGCCAGCAUGCUAGAAAGGAAUUACGGUAAAUUAGAAUUAGCAACCAGACUUUUAGGAGUUUUCUUCACGGAAUCAAAUCCCGCUUGCUAAAUCGGAACUCCCGUCCAUUUAGGGCAGAGGCAGAUUUUCUCCAAUUCAAAAAUGACAAGAAAGCCUUUGAAUGAAAAUGUUGCAGUUAUGAGUAGCACAGCUUACUAGGUACAGUAUGUGUGUGUUUCUGUGUAAUGAAAAACAUGGGAAGCUGUUGUGCAAUCAAAAAACAUCCGCUGCUCCUUGAGAAAAUAUUCAGCAACUGCAAAGACCUGGGGACAUUUUUUAAAUAAAUAAAUAAAAAGAGAUCAAGAUCACGUGAUCACCGAGUCAUUUCCGGGAAAGGAAAUUGAAAACUGGGAAGGCGGAACUUGAUUCGUGUGAGGGAGCCAUGGCUGCUUCUGGGGAUCUCAUCCAGCGUCUCCGUGAUGAAGCCACGUGCUGCAUCUGCCGGGAUUAUUUCAGGGAUCCAGUGACCAGCCCAGAGUGUGGGCACAACUACUGCCGAUCCUGCCUGGCCCAUUGCUGGGGGGAAUCGGAGGCAGAGGUUUCAUGCCCUCAAUGCAGAAAAACUGUGCAGAGAAGGACCCUCAUCCCCAACCGGCAACUGGCUAACAUGGUAGAAAUAGCCAAGAAGCUCAGCCUUCAAGUGCGGAGGGAAGAAAGAGGGGGGAAAGGGAGAAUGUGCGAAGAGGCCGAGGGAAAGGGAGAAGGAGGAGUCUGCGAGGAGCACAAGGAACCCCUGAAGCUCUUCUGCAAAGUCCACGAAGCCCCCAUCUGCCUGGUGUGUCGCAAAUCAAAGGAACAUAAAAAUCACAAGGUGAUUCCUCUGGAGGAGGCUUUCGAGGAAUACAAGGGAGAGAUCUGUCGCCGCCUGGAGAUUCUGAGGAAAGAGAGAGAGGAAAUUCUGGCCUUUCAAGCAGACCUGGACAAGGAAAGCAAAGACCUCCUUAAAUUAACAGAAAGGGAGAGGCUGAAGACUCUGGAGAAGUUCAAAGAACUGCACCAGUUCCUGAAAAAACAAGAAAAACAUCUGCUGAACCAUGUGGAAGAGGUGAAGAGGGAGAUUGCAGGGAGAAGGGAUAAGGAGCUGGCCAGACUCGCCAGGAAACUCACCUCCCUUGCGAGGAUCAUCCAGGAGAUGGAGGAAAAGGGUCAGCAGCCAGCGAGUGAACUCCUGCAGGAUAUGAGAAGAACCUUUCAGAGGUAUGAGAAAAGAGAGAGUCCAGAGAAGCCACUUGCUUUCCCUCCAGAACUGAGGAACAGGAUCUUGGAAUCCUGUGAUCUAAAUCACCUUGUGGAGGAUGCAAUUAAACAAUUGAAGGAUGCUCUGUUAUUCAGAAAACAGAUUCAGAAAGCAAAUGUCACUCUGGAUCCAGACACAGCCCAUCCCCAACUCAUCCUGUCCGAGGAUUGGAAAAGCGUAAGAUGGGGAGACGAGAAGCAAGACCUGCCCGACAAUCCUGAGAGAUUCUGCUACCAGCCUUUUGUGUUGGGACGUGAGGGAUUCACAGCAGGGAGACAUUUCUGGGAAGUCAAAGUGGAAAGUGGGGAAGGGUGGGGUGUGGGGGUUGCCAGGAAGUCUGUGAGGAGAAAGGGCUUCUUCUACUUCAGUCCUGAGGGAGGGAUCUGGGCUAUGGGGAUGUCUGGAGGCAGGUACUGGGCCCGCACUUCCCCUGGUUACUCUCCUCUGUCCCUGAAUGAGAAGCCCAGGAGGAUCCGGGUGACUCUGGACUAUGAAGGGGGACGGGUGUCUUUUUAUGAUGCUGACUCAGGAACCGAACUCUACACGUUCUCAGGAGCCUCGUUUUCUGGAGAGACCCUCCUCCCUUACUUUUAUCUGAGUGGAAAUGAAACUCCCCUCAGUAUCUCCUGAGGAGACUAAAUCUGCCUCUCAGGCCCAGUAGGGGUUUCUCUGCAGACCACAGUGACCGAUAUAAAAAAUACUGACCCACCAAGAGCAAGUUGGGCAGUUUUCCAAGGGUCAUUUGAGAGGAUUCAUUAGUCAAAAUCAGCAGAAAUAACAAAACAAAAUGGGUUGCUGUUGCUUUGCAUUUUCCUCCCUUUCCCCAAAAUUCCCUCUGCAGCUUCUUAAAUAGACAGUUACACUAUUAACAGUCCCAAUAAAUAAUCUUUUCCUCAAACGGGCUCCCCCAUGUUGGGCAAAGGUUUCCUGCAAUGCAGGAGGUGGGACUAGAUGACCCUCAACUCUGCAGUUCUAGGAAACCUUCCUCUCCCCACAAGACCUUCUGCAGCUGAAAAAUUCAUGCAUCAUUGGAUUAAUAGAUGACUAAAAUAUGAACCCCUUCACCCACAUUAGGCAGGAUAGCUCCUUGCUCUGGAGGCCUUAGAUGGGAAGAAAAUGAAAAGGAAUCUGAACAGGGCGUCAGCUUCAAAUGCCCUCUGCAAAUACAGGCUCACCAUCUCCACACAUUGUCAGAAAUAAACCUCAUUGCAUUGAGUGGGGCUUCUGCCCAGUUAUAUGUUACUUUUCUUUUAUUAAUUUUUAUUGAAACAUUUUAAAUCCAUAACAAUUAUCAACAUUGCAUUCAAAACCUCCCCCCCCCAUUUCCCCCAUU